GUGGAUAGAUUGUCUGUCUGUCCCUCAUUGUGUGUACUUCACUCCUCUACCUUCCUACUGAAUAUUUGUCUGCUCCUGUAGGCCAUACUCGUCAGUCAUCCAGGAGAUGUGCGUAUAGCCUCACGCUGGCUGUGAAAUAGGUGCUCCCUUUCGCUGGGACGUCUAUCUGAGAGUAUCAGAAUAGAUUCGUUUUCGGCCAUCACCCAGACACCGAGUUUUUCUGGUUUCUUUCCGAAUCAUCGACUACCACUCUUUUCUUUCAAAAUGGCUCCCUCACUAAGAGACCACUCAUCCUUCGUUCGCCCGUCCACUCGGGACCGGCCCGUGACCAGAGACCAGGCCGAUAAUUCUCUCGUUAUUCCUAGUCGUACUUCAUCUUUACAUUCUCGUAUCACCCAGCCAAUUCCUUCGACAUUGAACUUGAAGCCCGCACAACGCACGCCAAAGACAUUGACCCAUGCCUAUAUGGUCUGUGGUGUCGGUCGGGAGCCGUCCCAAUGGGUCAAGGCUCCCGCACCCAUCCAAGGAAAGAUCCAGCAUAUGAAGGGCGCAGUCGGCCAGUUCUGGCUGCCUGAAAUCCUUGGUAGCAGCCCUCGGCUGGAGCAGGAUAAUGAAAUUGCGCGAUCUUUACACGCUGCCAUGAGGGCAUGCUUCCCUCAUGAUGUUGAAAUAUGCACAGGCAAAUCUCAGCCCCACUGCGUUCAUCACUCCUUUGUACUCCAACAGGACUCGUCCCACACUCUGUACGGUAUCGCACUGCGUGUCUGGUCUCGCGCCGACGAGAAGCGUGCCGAAACCAUUCGCGACCUGCGCAAGAAGACCGAGUCCGAUUACUACGACAAUCCCGACGAAACCUACUGGAUUCCUUACUGUUUGAGUUUCUUGUCUCGUUAUCCCCUUUAUGAUCUUCUAGGAGAUUACCUCCGUGGCAUGUGGAUUCACUGGAACAAAGCCACCAACCUAUUCCACGCCGAGGAAGUCUCUCGCAUCUUGAGCUUCCCCGCUCCUCGCCUGAAUGAUUUAGUUCGAAUUGAUAUGAAAGACUAUGCACUAUGCUAUCAAUUCCCAUCUUCGCCAACCGGAUUUCAGAACUUUUCCAUGUGGCCGUUGUUCAACUGUCUCUCCAUCCCUAAUAUUGUAGGCGUCAUUGAGGCAGCUGUUUCCCCGACUCGUCGUAUUAUCUUUGUCAGCCACUAUCCCGCCAUGCUCACUAUUGCUGCCGAGACUAUUCGAUUCUGUGUUCGUGUCUAUGAAUGGAGUGGCCUUUAUGUACCAGUGGUGCAUGCUCGCCACGCCAAGGAGUUGGUCGAGGAGCCCGGUCCGUACAUUCUCGGUAUCUCCCCUGAGUGCCGUUCCUUGUUUACCGCACCAUCAGAUGCUUUGGUUGUCGAUUUGGACCGAAACUUUGUCCUCACUUCUAGCCCACCAAACGUUCUCACUCCGGGCCAGCGUACCAAAUUCAUCAACCGUUUGACUCAGGCCUUGAACGGUGAAGUCACCCCCUCUGGUGUGCCCCAGCAUUUGCGUUCUGCAUAUGGCGGCGGCAAGUUGAUCCCAGCCGGCCAGAUUAUUGUGAUGAAGGGUGAAGUUGAGAGUGUUCAGGACCCUGCCUGGUGGAACCAAGAUGCUGUUAUGAGCGUGACUGACCACGUGUGUGAGAAACUUGGACGCAACACCGGUAUGAAAGCCAUCUUCGGUGGCUCUGUCAAGAAGCCACUCAUGACCAAGGUGUCGAUGAGACAUUUGAACGAGAUUGUUCGCGAGCGCAAUCAAUAUUCCCGAGAUACUGUGGAAGCUUGGCAGGAUUUCAUCAAUCUCAAGGGACGCAUGGACACCGAGAUUUCCAAGGUUACCAAGCGGAACAAUUUCUUGGUCGAAGAAUUGGAGACUUGGAAGCAGCAGUUCCUCAAAUUCCAAGCGUUUGCUGAACAACUCACGAAAGAGACUUCUGAGCUCAAGGUCAAGAUCGAAGGACACAAGCGUGAGAACCGCCGCCUCACUGGCCUUAUCGACACUCAAAAAGAUGACAUUACUCGUCUUACUCUUCGUCUAUCUGGCACCGAGAAGCAGCGGGAUGAUGCUUUGGAAGCCUUGGUUCUUCAGCAAGAAAUUGCCGAAGAGCUCGAGCGCGAACGUAAGCGCAACCAAAAGGAAAUUGCAUCCAUGGAGCACCGCAGUUCGGCUCUUGCCCGUCAACGCGACGAGGCUCAGAGAAUCGUGGUGCACCUGCGCAGCCUGAUCGAUGGCCAAACCCACCACAUGGAGCACAUCAUUCGCAACCUCGCCAGCUCUACUGAUCUUGGUGAAUAUAUUGACCAAGCCCUAGAAAAUUCAACCCAAGAGUCAAGUUCUACAGCAUCACCUACGCGGUCAAUGACAGAAAGUCCCAAACCCAUUAAGCGUCUAUCCCGACCUGGCUCUCGCGUCCGCCUCUCCAGUGCAUUCAACAGCCGCUCCAGCAGUGCAGCUGACAAUGUUAGCCCUGAGAUGGAGUCCGUCAUGGACAAGGCACAGCGACGUCUGUCGCAGAUGAGCAUGCCUGAUGUUGCUGACCGCUACCUGAAGGACAAGACAGAUGCCAUUGCUGCUAUCAUCCGCAAUAUUAGCGAGCAAUGCGCUGCAGCAGUUGAAGGAUUGCACCUUGCUCAAGAUGCUGAGAAUGAGGAGGCAGAGGCAGCCAAGGCCGAAGCUCGCCUUGCGCCGGCCAACUCGGCCACUCGUGAAGAAGGCAGCGACGCCGGCGAGAGCGAGAGCGGUUAUCUCAAUGCUGAGAAUCGUGUCUCCAGUAUCCCGCCUACGCCGGAUCUUGUCCACAACCGUUCUAGCACAUCCAUGUCAAUGGUCAGCACAUCGACCGUUGCCGAGCGAACGAGCCAGCAGUAUAACCCUGGAGAGAUCCCUACCAGGAUCGUGGAAGACGAGGAUGAGCACCUCCACGAGAUGGAAGGUUUCACCGAUCCCAAUGAAACUCCUACGGUAUCCAAGAAGCCAAGUCAGGGUGUUAUCAACGCCCCGGCUUCUCGUGUUAUUUCGUGAAGUUGAAUUCCAAUAUUCAAGUUGUAUGGCAAGAGAACGAUUAACGUGGUUGAAGUAGCAACCCCGUGUGGCGGUUGCAAACAGUUUUUGAGCUUUAAUUCCAGGCGUAGACGGGUUUGUCUUAUCUCUUUUUCUUUUUUUAUUGCUAUCUAUCCCACUUUCAAUAUCUUUUUUCAUUUUCUUGUUUACAUUUCUUUUCUUAUUUAUUCCCCGCAGAAAGUUCAAUUGAAGAACUUUUUCAGGUUUUGUAUUUUUGAUGCCAGAAUUGAAGAACUAUUUAGUGGA
Talaromyces stipitatus ATCC 10500 is the source of this 3321-nucleotide messenger RNA. Its product is annotated as DENN (AEX-3) domain protein. The record is from RefSeq and is a predicted model, not a curated record. The transcript is spliced from 4 exons. Gene Ontology annotation, biological process: regulation of Rab protein signal transduction. Lineage: Eukaryota; Fungi; Ascomycota; Eurotiomycetes; Eurotiales; Trichocomaceae. Bases 265 to 3036 code for a protein of 923 amino acids. Gene Ontology annotation, cellular component: cytoplasmic vesicle.